Molecule: messenger RNA, 4236 nt
Organism: Plasmodium gonderi
Lineage: Eukaryota; Apicomplexa; Aconoidasida; Haemosporida; Plasmodiidae
Product: splicing factor 3B subunit 1
Exons: 1
Coding region: 1-4236 (1411 amino acids)
Biological process (GO): spliceosomal complex assembly
Cellular component (GO): catalytic step 2 spliceosome; U2 snRNP; U2-type prespliceosome
Molecular function (GO): mRNA binding
Source: RefSeq, a predicted model, not a curated record
AUGGGGGGCAGUAGAAGAAACGAAUAUGACACAGAGAAAAAGGAAGGAAUGAAAAAGGGCAAUUUUGGAAGUGAAGAAAUGAAUGGAGAUAUGAGAGGUGGAUUAGUAGGAGGAGGUGGAGGUAUUCAAUAUGAUUUAGAAAUUGAACCCAUUUUGAACGAUGAGGAUUCGAUGAAUCAGAUGCAUGGUAAACGAGAUGGACAUAACAAUGUAAACAUUAACAAAUUAAAAAAUGAAAUUAUUCAAAAUGAUCUGUUAAGUAAUGAAGAAAUAGAUGAUCAGAGUCUAGGAUUGGUAAAAGAUAAAUCUAUAAAAAGACGAGAAAAUGAAUUUCAAAGAAAAAAAUAUGAAUACAUGCUAUCUCCAGAAAGGGCUGAUCCCUUUGCUGAGAAGAGUCCAUCUCCAGGAGAGAGAACAUAUGCAGAUGUUAUGAUGGAUAUUAAUAAUGAAAAUCACAAAUUGAAGCUUAUAAAUAAUGUUACUAGCGGUGGUACAUCAUCCUCGGCUAGCCAAACUAAAAAUAGGAAACUGAGGUGGAGUGUUGUGGAAAAUGAUUCCACAGAUAAACAACGUGCAGAUCCUGCACUACUAGGAUCUUCCACAUCUAUCACGUCAAACAAAACUACAGAAGCAAGCAAAAAGGAUCAUGCUAAAAGUAAAUGGGAUUUUGUAAGCGAAGAGGAAAAUAAAUCCUCGAGCUUUGGAUACAUGCCAACUCCUGCUCCAUCCAAAUGGGUUGACACUCCUUUUAUAAUAAGUGGUUCUGUGACGUCCAGUGCAGCAACAAACACUGAGAUUGCAAAGGAGGUUGCAAAGGAGGUUGCAGCUGGGGUAGGAACUUCCUCCUCUAUGGCAGCUACCCCAAGUGGUAAUAUGAAAAAGAAAAGAAUUUCGAGAUGGGACAAAGUGGGUGAAGGUAUAAAUGCAUCAACAGCAGAUCAUGCUGCACAUCUUGAUAUGAUGAAAACACCAAAGGCGUCCAUGGUGGUGGAUUCAAUUGGAAGUGCUGCUGCCUCUGGAUCAACCAGCUCUAUGUUGAAAACACCAUAUCUUAUGAUACCCGGAACAGGAAAUUUUAUUAACACGCCAUUUGUAAUGAAUCCAAUUGGUAAUAAUGUGGUGAAUGGGAAAAUGUUCAACACUCCUAUGACCCCUGGAUUAGCUUCUAUAGCUACUGAUUCGAUCAUUAAAAUGAAAAUAAGGAAUGAAAUGGAAAUCAGAAAUAGACCGUUAACUGAUGAGGAUUUGAAUGAGCUAUUACCAUCUGAAGGAUAUGAGAUUGUGAAGCCACCAGAGGAAUAUGAAGCGAUAAGGAAAAAUAAAUUGAAACAGUUUUUUAAAAAUACUGUUAGUAGUACUACUAGUGUAGCAACUCCACUUGCAUUUAUUGGUGGCAGCGUACCACUUGGAAUGACAGGUUCACUUGCAAAUGAUGGAAGUACAAAUCUGAAGAUUCCAUUGAUGAGUGGGCUAGUUAGUAGAGCUCCUGUCACAAAUCAAGAUGAUGAAGGAAAUGAAAAUACAGGAUUACAAACUCCAUACAUAAAUAACAAUUUGCUGCAGAGUACAUUAAUUAGUGGAACACCAUUUUAUGAUAUUCCAACAGCGAACAAUAACAUGUUGAAAGAAAUAGAGGGAGAUCCUAAUUUGCUUCUACAAAACAAACAAUUUGAAAUUAAUAACCCACAAUUGUUAAGUGAGUUAAAAUAUGUACAAUUAAAAAAUGAAGACUUCAUAUAUUUUAAUAAAUUAUUUCAAAAUGUAGAUGAAAGUGAUUUAUCACAAGAUGAACUGAAAGAACGUAAGUUUAUGAUACUUUUAUUAAAGAUAAAAAAUGGAACCCCUUCCAUAAGACGUGCAGCAUUAAGAAGUAUAACAGAUAAGGUAAAAGAAUUAGGUCCUGAUAUUUUAUUCAAUUUGAUUUUACCAUUAAUGAUGCAAAACACUUUGGAAGAUCAAGAAAGACAUUUAUUGGUAAAAGUGAUUGAUAGAAUUUUAUUCAAGUUGGAUGAUUUAGUAAGACCUUAUGUUCAUAAAAUUUUGGUUGUCAUUGAACCUUUGUUAAUUGAUGAAGAUUAUUAUGCAAGAGUAGAAGGUAGAGAAAUUAUUAGUAAUCUAGCAAAAGCAGCUGGUCUUGCUACAAUGAUUGGAAUAAUGAGACCAGAUAUUGAUCACCCAGAUGAGUAUGUACGUAAUACUACUGCAAGAGCAUUUGCUGUUGUUGCUUCAGCACUUGGUAUUCCAUCUUUAAUUUUAUUUUUAAAAGCUGUUUGUCAAUCAAAGAAAAAUUGGGAAGCUAGACAUACAGGAAUUAAAAUUGUUCAGCAAAUUGCAAUUCUUAUGGGAUGUGCUGUUUUGCCACAUCUAAAACAACUUGUUUCAAUUGUAUCUCAUGGUUUACAUGAUGAUCAACAGAAAGUGAAAACAAUUACUGCAUUAGCUAUAGCUGCUUUAGCUGAAGCAGCAGCACCAUAUGGAAUUGAAGCAUUUGAUUCUGUUUUGAGACCACUAUGGAAAGGUAUAACAGAACACAGAGGUAAAGUUUUAGCAGCAUUUUUAAAAGCUAUUGGAUUAAUUAUUCCACUUAUGGAUCCAUAUCAUGCAAACUAUUACACAAAAGAAGUGAUGAUAAUUCUUAUUAACGAGUUUAAUACUCCUGAUGAAGAGAUGAAAAAGAUUGUUCUUAAAUGUGUUAAGCAAUGUAUACAAACAGAAGGUAUUGAUAAAGAUUACAUCAACCAAGAAGUGGUGAACCCAUUUUUUGAAAAAUUUUGGGUUCUAAGAAGUAGUGGUGAUAAAAGAAAUUUACAUCUAAUAGUAGAAACUACUGUAGAAAUCGCAAACAAAAUUGGAGGAGCACUUGUCAUAGCUAGACUUGUAGAUGAUUUAAAAGAUCCUUCAGAACAAUUCAGAAAAAUGGUCAUGCAAACAAUUCAAAGCAUUGUAAAUAAUCAAGGUGUAGAUGACAUUGAUCAAAAAUUAGAAGAACAACUUAUUGAUGGAAUUCUAUACGCAUUUCAAGAACAAGCAUCUGAUGAUUAUUACAUUUUGUUAAAUUCUUUUGAUACAAUUGUAAACAAAUUGCAACUACGAAUGAAACCAUAUUUACCUCAAAUUGCUGGUAUAAUAAGAUGGAGAUUGAAUACACCUUUACCCAAAAUAAGACAACAAAGUGCAGAACUUAUUUCUAGAAUUGCUAACCUUAUGAAUAUAUGUCAAGAACAUCAAAUGUUAGGUCAUUUAGCUUUAUACCUUUAUGAAUAUUUAGGAGAAGAAUAUCCAGAAGUGUUAGGAAAUAUUAUAGGUGCUCUUAAAUCCAUUGUAGUUGUUUUGGGUGUCCAGAAUAUGACGCCACCGAUAAAGGAUCUUUUACCAAGAAUAACACCAAUUUUAAAAAAUAGACAUGAAAAAGUACAAGAAAAUGUUAUAGAUUUGUUGGGUAUAAUUGCUGACAAGGGAGGAGAUUUAGUUUCUCCAAAAGAAUGGGAUCGUAUAUGUUUCGAUUUAAUUGAAUUAUUAAAAUCUAAUAAAAAAUUGAUUAGACGUGCAACAAUUCAGACCUUUGGAUAUAUAGCUCGUACAAUUGGGCCAUUUGAAGUUUUAACUGUUCUUUUAAAUAAUUUACGGGUUCAGGAAAGACAACUCAGAGUAUGUACCACGGUUGCUAUUGCUAUUGUAGCUGAUACAUGUCUUCCAUAUUCAGUAUUAGCAGCACUUAUGAAUGAAUAUAAAACUCAAGAUCUUAAUGUUCAAAAUGGUGUACUCAAAGCUUUAUCAUUUAUGUUUGAAUAUAUAGGAGAAAUAGCUAAAGAUUAUGUAUAUGCAGUUGUGCCACUUCUAGAACAUGCUCUAAUGGAUAGAGAUUUGGUUCAUAGACAAAUAGCUACUUGGGCUUGUAAGCACCUAGCAUUAGGUUGUUUUGGCUUAAAUCGUGAAGAUGCACUCAUCCACUUGUUAAAUUAUGUGUGGCCAAAUAUUUUUGAAACUUCUCCACAUUUAAUCCAAGCUGUCAUUGAUUCCCUUGACGGAUUCAGAGUUGCUUUGGGACCUGCCAUUAUCUUUCAAUACCUUGUUCAGGGAAUAUUUCAUCCAUCAAGAAAAGUUAGAGAAAUAUAUUGGAAAAUAUAUAACAAUGUAUACAUUGGUCAUCAAGAUAGUCUCAUCCCAAUAUACCCUCCUUUUGAGAGGUUGAACGAUAGCAAUUUUCUGAGGGAUGAAUUACGAUACACGUUGUAG